AUGGAUAGUAAAUUUUACAUUGAAGAUGUCUUUGUUGAAACAUAAAAUGAAAAACUUGAAAUUCCAAAUGCAGAUAAAAAUAAAAUCAUGCAUACACUUGUAUUGUAUUUUCUAUAUAUAAAAAGGAAGAAAAUUUAAAAUAGAAGAAUGAUUUUUUAAAUUCAGAAGAUUAUAAUAAUUUCUAAUAACUACUUGUGAUUUCAUUAAUUACAAUCAACUUCUCUAAUGAUGAUCCCUUUUUUAGACAUAUCACAAUGGUGGUUAAGGCCAUCAGGAAGGCCAUCAAAAAAAGACUUACUCAAGAGACUAUUGACUUACAAACUAAACAGGAAUUUAAAGUAUGAUGAUAUUUUUAAUUGUAGAUUUAAUAGUCUUCUCUCUUCAGAAUCUAUUAUCAAGAUAUUAACAUAGGGUUUAUAACAUCUACUUAACAAAUUAAGUCCACAGCGUUCAUUUUCGUCAAUAAAAAUAUUUUUAAUGAAUUCGUGAACAAGAGAAUGUCAAUUGAACAGAAAGAUUAGUAAGUGAGAUUGACGCUCUACUUUUUCGAUAUCAAUAUUUAGAAAGAAUAAUAAAUUUAGCAGGAUUUUAAAUAUCAGUUCAUGCGAAAUAAUAAGUUCAAAAAUGAGUUUAUUGUAUUGAAUGAGGAAAUUGAUCAAUAGAAAUAAACUACAACAUAUCAUGUGUAUAAGCCUAUGGAUGAUUAAAUUUAUUUUGUUAAAAGAGUAAAAAACAACCUAAUUAUAGAUUUAAUUGUUAAAUAUACCUUUGGAUGUUACAUUUCAAGAUAUAUUUAACACAAAAAGUUCAAUCUAAGAUUUCUUCAAAAUUUAAGAAGCGCGUACACUUUAACGUAUUUCGCAUCCAAACAUUAUCAGACUCUAUGAAUGGUGGUUGGAAAUAAGAAAUUACUAAUUGUUUUUAUACACUCAGAUAGAAUAUUGUAUUUAUCCAGGGUAUAUCUCAUAAUCUAAAAAUCUAUUGAGUUACUCAUAUUUUUAUAUGAACCCCAUGCCUUAGGAAUAAAAGAGCAAACUCAUUAAUGAGAUUCUCUGUUAGAUUAUAAGCGGACUGGAAUGCCUGCAAAAAAAGUAAAUCGUUCAUGGGGAUUUGAAACCUGAAAGUAUCAUGGUUACUAAAAGUAUCACCGGAGACAUAUAGGUAAUAAAUCCAUAUUAUGAAGGUCAUGUUAGCAGAUUUGAAUCAUUCAUAUUCGUGUUAUUAGGAUUUGCAAAAGCUUUAAACCAAGGAUUAUAUGGAAUACAAAUAACAAUGUUUGUAUGCCCUUGGUGUAUUACUGAUGCAUCUGAUCCUCACAUUCCCUGGAGAACCAACACUCAGAAAUAACUAUGUUACGAAAUUUCAGAAUUAUGACAUUGAUGAUUCUCUCAGUGAAUUUGAUAAAUGGGCAUAAAAGUCAGUCAAGAAUAAGAAUAAAGAAUUUUCAUUCUUUUUAUAUAAACGCUACAUGGAAUUAGCAAAAUCUUUAUUAAAGAAAUAAUAAUUUCAUGAAUUACAUGAAGUAAGAACUUUUAUUUAAAAUAAUAAGUAAUUUGAUCAUCUAUUAGUUUGA
This is a messenger RNA of Paramecium octaurelia, 1573 nucleotides long. NCBI's taxonomy places the organism in Eukaryota, Ciliophora, Oligohymenophorea, Peniculida, Parameciidae. The record is from the annotation of a GenBank genome assembly.